UUUGAAGAAAUAACAGUUCCUUAAUUACUUAUUUUCUCUUUCUCUUUCUCUCUCUCUCUCUUCAAAUUUGUUUAGUUUUGACAUGAGAUCAGAUAACCAAAACUCCAAAAGUGCCACUUUGUAUAACUGUAGAUAAAGUUUCCAAAGAAACAAAACCAAUGGAGGAUAGCAGUUUUGGACCAACAAGAAACAAGAGCCAAAGAAGAAACUACCGUUGGUUGCUAUUGUCCUUAUAUGCCAUGCUAGUGAUAUCAUGCCAAACAAUUGCAACAAUCUUAGGAAGGUUGUACUAUGAGAAACAUGGAAAAAGCAAAUGGAUUGGAACACUUGUACAAGUUGGGGGUUUCCCUAUUCUACUACCUUAUUAUUGCAUCUCAUCAUCAACACCAAAAGACAAUCACAAUAUCAAUGUUCUUCAUUCAGAGCCAUCUACACUAAUGCUAGCAAUUAUCUAUGUCACACUUGGUAUAGUUGAGUCAUUAGCUUGUUAUUUUGAUUCAAUGGGGUUAGCUUAUCUUCCUCUCUCUACUUUUGCACUAGUUACCUCAUCUAGGUUAGUUUUCAAUGCUUUCUUCUCCUUCUUCCUUAAUUCAAUGAAAUUCACUCCCUACAUACUAAACUCUCUAGUCCUUCUAACUAUCUCUACCACCCUCACCGCCUUUCAACCCGAAAGCGCACUUUUUUCUACCGGAAACCCUAGGAGACAUUAUGUGGUGGGAGUAAUAGCGACGAUAGCAGGGUCCGUGGCGUAUGGAUUCUACCUUUCCCUUAUACAACUUGCUUUUGUGAAGGUUUUGAAAAGGAACACUAUGAGAGUGCUUAUAGAUGUGACAAUUUAUGGAUCCUUCAUAUCUACUUGUAUUACUCUAGUGGGACUAUUUGGGAGUGGAGAAUGGAGUAAGUUGCAUGAAGAUAUGGAGGAGUAUGAAAUGGGGAAGGCAUCCUAUUUGCUAACAUUGGCAUUCACAGCAAUAAAUUGGCAACUCUUUCAUGUUGGUUGUUUAGGGUUGAUUUUUGAGGUGUCUUCCCUUUUUUCCAAUGCCAUAUCCGUUUUGAAUGUGCCUUUGGUUCCAAUUUUGGCAGUGCUCAUUUUUCAUGACAAAAUGCAUGGGAUAAAGGCUGUCACUUUGGCUCUAGCUAUAUGGGGAAUUGUAUCAUACUUUUACCAUACCUUUGUAUAUCAUCAUGAUAGGAACUCCAAUACUAUCAGCAGAAAUAGUGCUGAUCACCUUCUCAAAUCUUCACCAUUAGAAGAAAAUAAUGCUUAAAUUGGGAUAUGGGAAGCUUGCUUCAGUGGGAACCUGCGUUAUCAUAUAUGUAAAAAUAAUUAUACCAACAAUAGAUUUAGUCCUUUAAUUUCUUUA
Molecule: messenger RNA, 1364 nt
Organism: Arachis ipaensis
Lineage: Eukaryota; Viridiplantae; Streptophyta; Magnoliopsida; Fabales; Fabaceae
Source: RefSeq, a predicted model, not a curated record